UUCUUUCCAAUCAGAUUGAUGUGAGAGUGACGGACAGGAAGUCCUUAUCUCGUGACAGGAGAGGUCAGCUCGUCGAGUGAGGGAUCCUUUUGUUCCAGGUUUCCUGACGCAAGUUACUAAGAGGCGAAGCCCCAGUCUGCCAUGUUCGCUGUUCUCCUAUUCUCCCUGGUCCUUUUCUACCACGGGGAUUCAGCCUAUCGUAUCGUCAACCGACCGAACAGUCUUCCUGAAGAUGGAGACUACUGGAUGUCAGAAAUGAAGAAUGUUCUUGAAAAGAAGAUGAAGACCGGAAUGCCCAAUACGAAGAGAGCAAAGAACGUGAUCAUCUUCGUGGGAGAUGGGAUGGGACUUCCCGUUACUGUCGCUUCUAGGAUCUACAAGGGACAGCUGCAGGGUUUGCCUGGCGAGGAGACCAGUCUCAAAUUCGAGACCUUCCCUUCCACUGGACUCAUUAAGAGCUAUUGCGUAGAUCGUCAGGUGCCGGAUUCAGCAUGCACGGCGACGGCUAUGUUCUCGGGGAUCAAAAGCCGAUAUUACACGAUGGGCGUCGACGUCCACACCAACUUCGAUGAUUGCCAGUCCUCCCUGGAGAACGCUGACUAUCAUCCCGACUCCAUCAUCGUCUGGGCCAAGGAACAGGGAAAGAAGACAGGUCUGGUGACGACAAUGAGGGUGACGCACGCGACACCAGGAGCCCUGUACUGCCAUACGCCCAACAGGGACUGGGAAUGCGAGGAGUUUAUGCCACAAAAUGCCAAGGAUAAAUGCCUCGACAUCGCCAGACAACUCAUCGAGAAGGAACCCGGGCAAUACAUGAAUGUAAUCUUGGGAGGGGGUCAGAGAUACUUUCAACCGGAUAUUCCUGGUGCUUGCAAACGGAUAAAAAACGUGAACUUAACCCAACUUUGGAUCGAUCAGAAGAAAAGGCUCAACCUGACUUGGGCUUACGUCAAGACUAGGGAAGAGUUGAUGGCCGAUGGGAACGAGAAAAAGGAUCAUGUCCUUGGUCUUUUUGCUGGCAGUCACAUGUCCUACGAAUUGGAUAGACAGAAGAAUCCCUCAUCGACACAGCCAAGCAUCCAAGAAAUGACCCGUUUUGCCAUCCGAAAUAUGAAGAACGAUCAGGGAUUCUUCCUCAUGGUUGAAGGAGGGAAUAUCGACUACGCCCUCCAUGACGUGAAUGCCAAGAGGGCAAUGGUGGACUUGCUGGCCAUGGAAGACGCCGUGGCAACAGCCAUGAAGGAAAUGGAAUCCGAACUGGACGAGACCCUGAUCAUCGUGACGGCAGAUCAUUCUCACGUGAUGACCAUCAAUGGCUACCCGAAAAGAGGAAACCCUAUUUUGGGAAUCUCUGAAGUUUCUGUGGCGAUGGACCUACCUUACACAACGCUGAUGUUCACGAACGGUGGCUACUGGAAGUACAAAGUUGACCCGAAGAACAGCAGCCAGGUGGUCUGGCAAAAUUUCACUCAGGAAGAAGCGAUGAAGGACGACUAUCAUCAAAUGCAGGCCGUGUAUAUUGGCGGAGACCUAGCAGAGACCCACGGCGGAGAAGACAUCGCUGUCUAUGCAACAGGGCCUUGGUCGCACCUUCUGGUGGGAGUCAAUGAGCAGAGUUACAUCGCACACGUCAUGGCCUAUGCUGCCUGUAUUGGACCCCACAAGACUCGGGAUGGUUGUGAUGAACACAUCGCAGCAGCCUCCAACCCUGAUACCACCGACCCCGAUCUUAUUGCCGCCUGGAUUGGGCUCUACAAGACUCGGGAAAGUUGCGAUGACGACAUCACAACCUCCAUCACUGACGCAGCCAACGUCGCUAAAGUUACUAUCGUCACCGAAGGCAUCGUCGUCACUAAAGCCACUAUCGUCACCAAUGGCACCGUCUUCACUUGUCACUACCGUCACUGAAGGCACUGACCGCCUCAAACAUCCCAGACAAGGCUGACCGAUUCUCAUCAGCCUCUAGUUCUCACUUCUACCACUCAUCACGAUGUUACAAUAGUUAAGGCACUUGAUUACAGGCGAAUAGAGAUUCACGAGUUUGUCACGGUGUUGCCAGUCAAUUACUUAUCAGUCCUCGAACAUGCUCCCGUAACCACAUUGAUUUCACAAAUGUCUCCCUAUUGAGAAGAAAUGAAAGAGGUUCACUCAA
This is a messenger RNA of Darwinula stevensoni, 2152 nucleotides long. The record is from the annotation of a GenBank genome assembly. Lineage: Eukaryota; Metazoa; Arthropoda; Ostracoda; Podocopida; Darwinulidae.